Molecule: messenger RNA, 2962 nt
Organism: Limulus polyphemus (Atlantic horseshoe crab)
Lineage: Eukaryota; Metazoa; Arthropoda; Merostomata; Xiphosura; Limulidae
Gene: TMS1
Product: probable serine incorporator
Exons: 13
Coding region: 141-1484 (447 amino acids)
Cellular component (GO): membrane
Source: RefSeq, a predicted model, not a curated record
UUUGGAGAAAUGACAUCAUAGUGAUCAAUAUCUUACUGUGUUGUAUAAACGUAUGGUAUUUCGUAAACAGUGAUUAAACAUUUUAAAUAUAAAUUAACGUCAGAACUGGGAAGAGAGAAAAUUUAACAUUUUGGACCGAAAUGGGAGCUGUUUUAGGAGUUUGUACAGCUGGCCAAUUGGCAUGUUGCUGUGGAAGUGCAGCCUGUAGUCUCUGUUGUUCAGCAUGUCCAUCAUGCAAAAACUCUACAUCUUCAAGAAUUAUGUAUGCUAUAAUGCUACUACUUACAACUAUUGUAGCGUGUGUGAUGCUGACCCCAUCAGUGAAAGAUGGCUUACAUAAAGUACCUUUUUGUAGUGACAACCCUGUUUACCAACUUUCAUGUCAGAAUGCUGUUGGAUAUCUAGCAGUGUAUCGGAUCUGCUUUGCCAUGACUCUUUUCUUCAUCCUCUUUUCUGUAAUAAUGAUUGGGGUUAAGUCAUCAAAGGAUCCACGGUCUGGUAUACAAAAUGGGUUUUGGGCUCUAAAGUACUUGAUCCUUAUUGGUGGUAUUGUUGGUGCUUUCUUUAUCCCAGAAGCAAAUACAUUUGGCAGAGUCUGGAUGUACUUUGGUUUGGUUGGAGGAUUUCUCUUCAUAUUAAUUCAGUUGGUGUUGAUCAUCGAUUUUGCUCACUCCUGGGCUGAGAGCUGGGUAGGGAAAUACGAAGAAACAGAAUCAAAGGGAUGGUAUGGAGCACUGCUGUUUUUUACUCUUAUUCACUACAGUAUUGUCAUUGCUGCUGUUGUGCUGUUUUACAUCUAUUACAUCCAAUCUGAAGGUUGUGGACUUCACAAGUUCUUCAUAAGUUUCAACUUUAUACUGUGUUUCGUGUUGUCGGUCUUAUCCAUCUUACCUAAAGUGCAGAAAUACCAACCUAAGGCUGGACUUCUCCAAGCUUCCAUUGUCUCCCUGUACACAAUGUACCUGACUUGGGCAUCACUGAACAAUUCUACAGCAAAAGAGUGUAAACCACUUGUGUUCCAGUCUAACAGCAAAAGCCACUUUGAUACCGAGAGCAUUGUUGGUCUGAUCAUCUGGUUCGCAUGUGUUCUGUACUCCAGUAUCAGAACCUCUUCUAACAGCCAAGUGAGCAAGCUGACAAUGUCCGAGAAGAUUUUAGUGAAAGAAAAUGGUGCUGCCAAAGGAGCAUCACGAUUGGUUGAUGAUGAAGUGGAGUCUGGAGGCAGUGACAAUGAUAAAGUUUGGGACAAUGAAGAAGACUGUGUAUCGUACAGCUGGUCUUUCUUUCAUUUGAUGUUUGCUCUCGCUUCUCUGUAUGUAAUGAUGACUCUCACAAAUUGGUAUCGUCCUGACACGACCAGUGAGAAUCUGAUGGAAAAUGAAGCCUCCAUGUGGGUGAAAAUCAUCUCUUGCUGGCUAUGUAUCUUAUUGUACGCUUGGAGCCUCAUUGCACCCAUGCUCUUUCCAAAUCGAGACUUCAGUUAAAAGACCACACGUGUCAUUGUUUUUGUAGUGUUUUGAAGGCUCUGUACAGUUUUUGCAUCAAUAAUUAAGAAAAUAUGUAGUUCGACAGUCAGUUAGAAAUUUGUAUUACUAGUAACCUUGAAUGAUGUAAAGCAUAGAGAACAAUUAAGUUGCUGGCAUGUGGUUCCUGUAUGGUAAUUUUAAUGUUAUAACUAUUACUAUGUAAGAUGUCUUUGUUAUGGUAAAACAGUAUCUCGGAGUAGAUUUUGAAAAUUUUUUUCAAGAAUUUAAAUUUUUGCCAUUUUUUUUAUGUGAUAAAAGUGAUGAUAGGAAAACUGUUUCUUGCUCUUAUUUUAUUAAUUUCUUCAAUCUCUCUGUAGAGGGAGCUUUGAUCUUUACAUUGAAGUAUGGUAGUAGAGGCUGAGGGUUCUAGUUAUUAGUUUGAAUGUCUUGUUCUUUCUCUAGUUUAAUCCGUUGUUCAGUGAAACAACUAUUGUAUCCCAUACGUUUGUCAUAUCUUAAUAGCAUUAUUAUAAUUCCAAAAAAUUUGACAAAUUGGUAGUGGUAACAAAAUUUUGAUUUUCAUGUACUUGAUGUGGUAUGAAUUGAUACAAAAAUCUGGCUUUUGUCAUAUGUAUUGUUGUACCCAUAGCUUGGAAUGCAAAUAUAAUCUUUGUGAGUAUAUAUACGAGAAUGUAAUUUUACCUGCUGUAAUCAUAAUUUAAAUACAGCCAUUGUAACCAUAGUUGGUAGGUUAAAUGCUACCGUAUGUCAUUGAAACUUUUACUUCAGUGUUUCAGUAGGAUUGUUGUAUCAUUUUGGUAAUGUAAAUGUACAAGUAAGUUUGGUAUAUUUCUUUCUUGGAUAUAAUAUAAUUCAAAGCUUCCUUCCAAAUUGUACUUUCAUAAGUUUGCUGUAAUUAAACUGUAAAAGAAAACCAAAUGUUUUAAUUUUUUUUGUUUGUCUCCUACUGGUUGUGUCACAAGAUAGUUUAAGUAUGAAACAUUAUUUAUGUAUUUUGUUCAAGCUACAUUGCAAUACUACAGUACAUAAAAAAAAAAGAUAAAGUGGUAUUCAUUUGAUACGGUUUAGGAAACUAAAGUGAAUAACACCUAUCAAAAUGAUUGGAAAUAUUAAACUCUUUACCUCGGGAAAUGUGUAUAUCUACAGCAUAGAAAACAUUACAACAAAGUCUGGUGGACUCGGUUAAAAAAGUGAGUUGAUUAAACAUUGAAGAAAUAAAAAAAAAUCUCCUUGAAAGUAUACGUGUAUUAAUAGAUUUGAAUUCCCACACAUUAGAAAAAGUAAUGCUAACCAAAGUUGUUUCCAUGUAGCGUGAUUUAUUACCAUAUUAUUUUGAUUUUUCUAGGUUAGUGUGUGUAUUUCAUUUUUAUGAAGAUAGGUUGUCAUUUCAAAUGCUUCCCAAGUUUCUGUAUUACUUUGCACGAAAUGCAAAAUUAUUCUCUGUCAAACAGAAUAAAAGUUGAUGUACCGGAGAA